CCCCACCGGGGAAGCGUCCGUGUAUAUAUGCAGCACAGGGGCAGCUCCCAGGCAGGCGGCUCAGGCAGCUCAGCUUCACCAGGAGUCUCUGCAGGACCCACAGCCAAGGAUGAAGCUUUCCACCAUCAUCAUCUUCUGCUCCCUGGUGCUGAGCGUCAGCACCCAAGGAUUGGGAGGGUUCCUCAGGGAAGCUGGUCAAGGGGCCAGAGACAUGUGGAGAGCCUACUCUGACAUGAGAGAAGCCAAUUACAAAGGUGCAGAUAAGUACUUCCAUGCCCGGGGGAACUAUGACGCUGCCCGGAGGGGACCUGGAGGUGCCUGGGCUGCUGAAGUGAUCAGCAAUGCCAGAGAGCAGGCUCAGAGAGUCACAGACCUUUUCAAGUAUGGCAACAGUGGCCACGGAGUGGAGGACUCCAGGGCUGACCAGAGAGCCAACCAGUGGGGCCGCAGCGGCAAAGACCCCAAUCACUUCAGACCUGCUGGCCUGCCCAAAAAGUACUGACUCCUUCUCUGUGCUCCCAGGCCGGGGGCUGUGAGCCGCUCAGGGCCGGGACAUCGAGUGGUUGAGGUCUACAUACCCAUAAUAGAGGGCACCUAAUGAGUGCAUAAUAAAUGCUUCAGAUGCUGAA
Artibeus jamaicensis (Jamaican fruit-eating bat) is the source of this 629-nucleotide messenger RNA. RefSeq names its product serum amyloid A protein-like. The coding region runs from base 110 to 502 and encodes 130 amino acids. The record is from RefSeq and is a predicted model, not a curated record. Gene Ontology annotation, cellular component: extracellular region. Lineage: Eukaryota; Metazoa; Chordata; Mammalia; Chiroptera; Phyllostomidae. The transcript has 4 exons.